Messenger RNA from Micropterus dolomieu (smallmouth bass), 773 nucleotides. RefSeq names its product glutamate dehydrogenase 1, mitochondrial. Gene Ontology annotation, cellular component: mitochondrion. Gene Ontology annotation, biological process: L-glutamate catabolic process. NCBI's taxonomy places the organism in Eukaryota, Metazoa, Chordata, Actinopteri, Centrarchiformes, Centrarchidae. The record is from RefSeq and is a predicted model, not a curated record. Gene Ontology annotation, molecular function: L-glutamate dehydrogenase (NAD+) activity.
UUUGUUGUUUGCGUGUUUCAGGAAUCCGUUACAGUACAGAUGUGUCUAUGGACGAGGUGAAAGCUCUGGCCUCGCUGAUGACCUACAAAUGCGCCGUCGUCGAUGUGCCGUUUGGUGGAGCCAAAGCUGGAGUGAAGAUCAACCCGAGGAACUACUCUGACAACGAGCUGGAGAAGAUCACCAGGAGGUUCACCAUCGAGCUCGCCAAGAAAGGCUUCAUCGGGCCCGGCAUCGACGUUCCCGCUCCGGACAUGAGCACCGGGGAGAGGGAGAUGUCCUGGAUCGCCGACACCUUCGCCAACACCAUGGGACACUAUGACAUCAACGCUUACGCCUGCGUCACCGGGAAGCCCAUCAGUCAGGGAGGAAUCCACGGGCGGAUCUCCGCCACCGGCCGAGGAGUUUUCCACGGCAUCGAGAACUUCAUCAACGAGGCGGCCUACAUGAGCCAGCUGGGGAUGAGUCCCGGCUUCCAGGACAAGACCUUCGUCGUCCAGGGUUUCGGUAACGUGGGUCUGCACUCCAUGCGUUACCUUCAUCGCAACGGGGCGAAGUGCGUCGGAAUCGGAGAAGUGGACGGAAGCAUCUGGAACCCCAACGGCAUCGAUCCCAAAGAGCUGGAGGACUACAAACUGGCCAACGGGACCAUCGUGGGCUUCCCGAACUCGACGCCGUACGAAGGAAGCAUCCUGGAGGCCGACUGUGACAUCCUGAUCCCCGCCGCCAGCGAGAAACAGCUGACCAAGAGCAACGCACACAAGAUCAAGGCCAAG